Molecule: messenger RNA, 1320 nt
Organism: Selaginella moellendorffii
Lineage: Eukaryota; Viridiplantae; Streptophyta; Lycopodiopsida; Selaginellales; Selaginellaceae
Product: fatty alcohol:caffeoyl-CoA acyltransferase
Exons: 2
Coding region: 1-1320 (439 amino acids)
Molecular function (GO): acyltransferase activity, transferring groups other than amino-acyl groups
Source: RefSeq, a predicted model, not a curated record
AUGGCUCCAGGCAUGGUGAGAGUUUGCAAUGUUUCAUGUGUUAUUCCCAAGAAUCCAGGCCCCAAUCGUACUAUGUAUUUAUGUGAUAUGGAUCAAAAGGUUGGAUACUAUGUGAGAACUCUAUUCUUUUAUGCGCCAGAAACUAAGACUUUGGAUGUGGAUCGUCUCAAAUCGUCCCUGGCUGAGGUGUUGGAUUCACAUGAUUUCUGGGGUGGAAGGCUGAGAUUCAAUGAAAAUGGGCGUAUGGAGAUCGACUGUAGCAAUCAAGGAACUUUCUUCACAUUUGCUACUUCUGGUCUUGGCAUGGACCAAGUGACAGCUGAUGACUUGGAUGAUUUUUUCUCUUUCGACGAUGACAAGAUUAAAACCUUGGAAGAUCUUCCAUUGUUGAGGAUCCAGGUGACUCACAUGCUUGGAGACAAUGGUUACGCAAUUUCGAUAUUGUUCCACCAUGCUUUGGUUGAUGCAACAUCUGCUAUCAAUUUCCUGCUCAACCUUGCAUCCAUCAACCGGGGAGAUGGUCUCUAUAUGCUACCAAAUGGCGACCGGACUCGACUUAAAUUCCGGGAUCCACCACAAGUAAAUUUUGAGCACGAAGAGUUUUCUAUACAAACACCUCACAAUGGUGGGGUCGGUGUCUUUACUUUCACCAAGGAGUCGGUGAUUAGCUCGGAGUUGAGGCAAAAAAUGGCUCCAAAGAACGAGAGGAAGACCUUCCUCUUCAGGUUUGACAAGCUCCGCGAGCUCAAGAAAGCUGUUCUAGACGAAGGACCUUUGAGUGAAUGCUCCACUUUCGAGGCUCUGGCAGCUUUGAUCUGGCGAGCCCACGCUCGAUCCAUCCCAGGCAAAUCGAACAACGAUGUUCUUCACCUUGGAUUUGUAGUGGAUACAAGAAACAUCCUGGAUCCGCCAUUGGGUGAAAACUUCUGUGGCAAUGCGUUCUAUCCAGCAUAUACCGAGCUGACACUUAUGGAUAUAUGCAAGCUUCCACUCUCUUCCGUCGUUGCUCAAGUGCAAGAGGCAAAAACACGAGUGACGAAUGAAUACGUUCGAUCUGGACGAGAUUUUCUCCAUCUCAAUCCCAACUGUUGGUACCGACGGUGUGAGACGGUGAUCAAUGCUUGGCCCCGGCUGAUGCAGAAGUCCCUGGAGCUCGACUUUGGUUGGGGUAAGCCAUCACGAGUGGAAUUUCCACUGGAUCCACGAUCCUCGGUUAUCGCGUUCCUCCCGUUUAGCUGGGAUGGGAUUUUAGUCUCGGUCUCUGCUAAUGGCAUUGCACUUGGCAUCUUUGAAGAUGCUAUAGCACAAUUCUACAAGUAA